AUGUCAGCCCAAGAAGAAUUCAAUCAACUUGUGAAUAACAAUCGCGACAAGUUCUCCUCACACCCAGAGGACUACGAAGACGAUCCACAAUUCUCCGAUCAAGACCUCGACGAAGACUACUCUUCUUCUCGUAACCUCCGCCAGAGCCGUAUCGUCGACUCUUCCGACGAGGACGACAACUACGACGACGACGAUAUGGUUUCGUCUACCACAAACUACCACGUCCCUAAAACCACAUUCGAGGCCAACACUGGGCCUAAGGGUGUCAUCGCUGAUGCUCAGGCGUUUGAGCGUGCUCGCAAGAAGUCAUUCCGCCGAACCCUCCUCUCUGCUGCUGGACUCGAGCCCAACGGCCCCGCCUUUGGUGCCUCAAACCCCGAGCCGGUUGCCCCCACAACAGAUGCAUCAUCGGGUAGUGAGGAUGAGGAGGAUCGUUUCAUGCGUAAAUGGCGGCAAUCCCGUAUGCAGGAACUGCAGAACCGCCCUAACCGUCGCCCUUCCCCACGUGGACGUCACUACGGUACUGUCGACAAUGUCGAUGCCGUCGGCUACCUCGAUGCUAUUGAGAAGGUGACCUCGGAUGCGGUUGUUGUUGUUUGUAUCUACGACCCUAAUUCGGAUGAAAGCGCCAUUGUGGAAGAAUGCUUGAAUACUAUUGCUCGUCGCCAGACCUCUAUCCGAUUCGUCAAACUGCACCGUGAUAUCGCAGAGAUGGAUCAUAUUCAGGCUCCUGCCUUGUUGGCUUACCGUCGUGGCGAGGUCUUUGCUACCAUCAUCGAUAUCCUUCGCAACAUUCCUCGUGGCCGGCCUUGCAGUGCCAACAGCCUCGAGGAUCUGCUGAAGCUGCACCGCGUGCUUUAA
This is a messenger RNA of Penicillium malachiteum, 861 nucleotides long. RefSeq names its product phosducin family protein. Gene Ontology annotation, biological process: regulation of G protein-coupled receptor signaling pathway. The record is from RefSeq and is a predicted model, not a curated record. The coding region runs from base 1 to 861 and encodes 286 amino acids. NCBI's taxonomy places the organism in Eukaryota, Fungi, Ascomycota, Eurotiomycetes, Eurotiales, Aspergillaceae. The transcript is spliced from 3 exons.